UUUCAGAUGAAUCUCCGCAUGUCCAAAUUGGAGUUCUUUUGCAACAGACCCACUCUUGUUGCUUUGAUUGAUUUCGGCCUGGAUUUAAGCUCUGUGUAUGACGUGGAAGUUAGUGCAAACACGACUAAGGUUCCAGAUGAUAAACAUUUUAUGAACAAAGAAAAGACUGAAGAAAAUGGGCGUGUCAAAGGGUUGCUGGGUUAUGGUAAAGGUCGUGUAGUAUUUUAUUUAACCAUGAAUGUUGACAAUGCGACUGUGUUUCUUAACAAAGAGGAUGGCUCUUCGUUUGCGAUGUUUGUGCAAGAAAGUUUCCUGCUGGAUCUCAAGGUCCACCCGAGUUCUCUUUCCAUUGAAGGCACCCUAGGAAAUUUUAGACUCCGUGAUAUGUCUCUUGGAGCAGAUCACUGUUGCGAUUGGCUUUGUAAUAUACGUAAUCGAAGUGUUGAAUCCCUUAUCAAGUUCAAAUUUAGUGCUGAAGAUGAUGACUAUGAAGGAUAUGUUUACAGUUUGUGUGGCCAACUUUCUGCUGUCCGCAUCAUUUUCCUCUAUAGGUUUGUUCAGGAGAUAACAGUGUACUUUAUGGAACUGGCCACCCCACAUACCGAAGAGGCAAUCAAACUUGUUGACAAAGUUGGAGGCUUAGAGUGGCUAAUUCAGAAAUAUGAGAUUGAUGUAAAGAAAUAUGGACCACUGAGGUUUUAG
Molecule: messenger RNA, 702 nt
Organism: Malus domestica (apple)
Lineage: Eukaryota; Viridiplantae; Streptophyta; Magnoliopsida; Rosales; Rosaceae
Source: RefSeq, a predicted model, not a curated record